Molecule: messenger RNA, 699 nt
Organism: Penicillium cinerascens
Lineage: Eukaryota; Fungi; Ascomycota; Eurotiomycetes; Eurotiales; Aspergillaceae
Exons: 3
Coding region: 1-699 (232 amino acids)
Source: RefSeq, a predicted model, not a curated record
AUGUCGUCCUCUCCAGGUGCGGCUGCAAAGCCGGAAAAGACCAUGUCGUCACGUCUACUCACAAUGAAGUUCAUGCAACGCGCCGCGGCAACGGCAGCUGCCAAAGAAUCCCAGUCGGGAUCCGACGAUUACUCGCCCACUCCGAAACGUGCCAGGCUAUCAACUGACGCCCAGAGCCCUGGAACACCGCGAACACCGCAGGCAGAACUCGACGCGAUCAAUGCAGCUCUAAAAGCAGAAGAGGAAAAGCGCCGGGAAGCAGUUGCACGACAGGCUGCCGAAGCGGGUGAGACUGAAUGGGUGCUGGACAUCCCCGCUGCCUCUUACCCUUCACAGCCUAUGGUGGUAGCAGCGGAUUCGUUGGAUACUGAAGGUGAUACUCUGCGCGGAGGUCGUCAGUCCUUCGGCAACUUCAAGCGCAAGCCGAAAUACGUACAAACCCAAACAGAAGACGGAGAAGAUGACGAGGAGGAUGAGGAGGAUGAAAUGAUGGACCCGGCAGACCCAGCCGCGGUGGAAGCCAUGAUCCAGAAGCAGAGGGCCAAGGCUGCGGCUAGGGCAUUGAGAAAGAACAAGACGGACAAUUUUAAGCUGUCCGAUCUGACGAGUAUCUCUGGUGGAGGUGGCCGCAACCAAGUACCGCAAAGAUCUUCGUCUCAGAAGAAGCAAAAGAAUAAGAAGAAGCGCAAGAGCAAUUGA